Scheffersomyces coipomensis is the source of this 3293-nucleotide messenger RNA. RefSeq lists its product as uncharacterized. Gene Ontology annotation, cellular component: cytosol; nuclear envelope. Gene Ontology annotation, biological process: protein import into nucleus. The record is from RefSeq and is a predicted model, not a curated record. NCBI's taxonomy places the organism in Eukaryota, Fungi, Ascomycota, Pichiomycetes, Serinales, Debaryomycetaceae. The transcript has a single exon. Gene Ontology annotation, molecular function: small GTPase binding. The coding region runs from base 125 to 3187 and encodes 1020 amino acids.
CCAAAAAUGAGUGAGAGGUCAGAUCAGGUAUAGCCAAACAAAUAUCAACGCGUUUCUUGUCAAUAUUUUCAUUUAUUUGGAUUUGAUUACCAAGCAUAGAGAUUGACUGUUAGAUAAGACAAAGAUGUCUGAUGAGGUCAUAAAGUUAAUCAUUGAUCAAAACAGCAGCGACAACAAUGUCAGAACUCUAGCUGAAUUGGAGUUUAAUAAACUUCUGGCCGAGAAUCCAUCGCAGAUUUUGUUCUAUUGUAUUCAAAUUGCUGGUAAUGAGAAUCUCCCAAUUGAUAUUCGUCAAGCAACCUUAUUACAUAUCAAGAGAUUAGUGCCAAAGUAUUGGUCCCUUGGAUUUCAAUCAUUCGUGGGUCCACCUGUGAAUCAAGACAUCAAAGCCACCAUUCGUAAGGACUUAUUAACCAUUGCUACUUCAUCACCCAAUUCCAAAUUAAGAAGUGGUAGUGCUUAUUCAAUAGUUCAAAUUGCAUCUGUUGAAUAUCCAGAUGAAUGGCCUGAUUUAUUGACUUAUAUCUAUGGAGCUGCUUCUAACUUUGACAAUGAAAUUUCAAUGUUAGGUGGUUUAACUGUGUUGAAUGAUUUAUUCGAUGAUUUAAUUACAGAAGAACAAUUUUGGGGUGGGGUUGGUACUGAAGUAUCCAAUUAUAUUUUCUCAGUACUUGAAAAGGAUAGCAUUUCACUGGAGACCAAAUCUAUGGCAGUUAAAUUAUAUCAAAGUGUGGUUACUACUUUAUUAGGACUUGAAGGAACCAGUAACAACGAUAGAAAACAAUACACUAUCAAUCAUAUUAAAACUAGUAUUCCAAUUCUUUUAAAGUCUCUUAAAUCUUCAUUUGAUUUAUCCAUUAAAAGUUCAAACGUCAUAUCUUUACAAGAGCUUUAUUUAAGAUCAAAUAUUUAUUUAUCCUUGACAACUAUAUUAAGUAGUCUCAGUUCUAAAAUUCAAAUAGAUCUCAGAAAAUCAAUAUUGGAAGUUGCCUUAAAUGAUGUAACUUAUAUCAGCGAAGUGUUUCAAAAAGUGGUGGUUCUUGAACAAGCCGAGGUACAAGUUCAAGCAACUUCUGAAUUAAAUGAUCCAGAGAAUCUCAUAAGCAUUGUCAUAUCCGAAUUAUUGCGUACGAUCUCAGUGUUACAAGUUAAACUUCCAGUAAUCGAAGGUGACUCUAAUCGCUUUUCUACUGACUUGAUUAACUUAUCCAUACUACCAUCCUCAACAACUAAUGAAUACGACGAUGAUUUAAAUCUUUACAUCACUGAAAUCACCGGUCUUAGUAUUAAUGCUUCCCCUAGGGAGUCAAUUUACGAAUUAGUUUCAGAGAUUAACGAUGCGGAUGCAGCUAAAUUAUUCAUUCAUACCUUUCAAUCUCUUGGUCAAACUGAUUCAUGGAUUGUGAAAGAGGCUUCUUUAUACAUUCUCGAAGCAUUAUUCUCUAAUGAAGAUUCUGAAAUUAUAAAUAACAACGAAUCUUUAUUAGAGUUACUCAAUAGAUUAAGUGGAUUUAUUUCAGAUACCAAUUUCCUUGUCAGUUCAAGAGCUAUAUUAUUAUUACCCAAGUUUUUUGAAAAAUUCGAAUCAAGACUUUCUGUCUCAACUAUAGGUAUAAAGACAUUCACCGAUACUAUAUCCGUCGCAGCUCAAGAUUCAUCAUCAAAGUUCAUCAAAGUAAGUACUUUAGUAAGUCUUACCUACUACAAUCAGUUUAUAAACUUUAAUGAAAACUUGCCAAAUGAAGUCAAAGAAGACAUUCAAUUGGCUAUUUUCCGCAUAGUAUUUUCAUUAAUAGAUGAUUGCGAAGAAGAUGGGUUAGCUCCAUUAUUGGAAGCAAUUACAGUUGCUAUUGAUAUUGAUCCACAUAGUGCCUCCUCAUUCCAAGUUGUUGAGAAUGUCACUGUUGCAGAUCUUAUAUUUAGAAUUGCCUUCAAGGAUCCAGCUAAUGUCCAACUUAAUGUUGAUUCUUCUGAUGGAUUAAGUACUCUUUUAAAGAAUAUUUCUGAACCAGAUUAUAUCAGAAGUUGUGAAAAAUCAUUACCUUUCAUACUUGAUUUAUUAAAAGAAAAGAUUAGUCAAACUUCCACUGAAUAUUCUCCAGAGUUAUACUUAUCUUUAGAGUUACUUAGUGUAAUCAUUGAUGCUCCAAGUUUUGAUUUACCAUCUCAAUUAUUCUACUAUACUUUCCCACUUUUAAGAAGAUUGAUUUUACAAACUAGUGAUAAUCAAAUUCUUCAAAAUGCAGGUGAGGUUCUUAUCAAUCUUUUAAAAAGAGCAUCUAAGUUAUUCUUGGAUUAUAAAGAAGAUGAUCAAUCUGGAAUGGAUUAUUUAUUAAACAUUUUAAGUAAAUUUUUAUCUCCAGAAUUAGGUGAUAGUGCGGCUAGUAAUUGUGGUACAAUUAUCUUUACUUUUAUUAAUGAAUUCCAAACUAGUCUUAGUAGUGAAUUUAUAUUUCAAAUUCUUGAAGCUACAGUCAAUCGUUUGAUCGUGGCUAAAGAGCCAAUCACUAUUGAGAAUUUAAUCAUGGUAUUCUGUAAGUUGGUUUUAAAUUCACCAGAAGGUAUGAUUGAUUUCUUAUACAAUAUGAAAAUAGAAAGCAAGAAUCAGAAUGGUCUUGAAGUGAUCCUACCAAUUUGGUUUGAAUCAUUUGAAGUUACUAGAGGUUAUGAGAAGAUUUUACAAAAUUCGUUAGCAUUAGCUAAAAUCUUUACACUUCAAGACAAACGAGUGGAAUCAUUAGUGGUUAAUGGUGAUAUCAUUCCAUAUGAAGGAGAUCUUAUUAUCACUAGAUCAAGAGCUCUUUCAAUGCCAGAAAGAUAUACUCAAAUUCCAGCUUCUCUCAAGAUUUUGAAAUUACUUGUUAGUGAAUUAACCUUCCAAAACCAACAACCCAAUGCCAGUGAUUACUUACCUGAAGAAGAUCAAUUCAAUGAUGACGACGGCGAUGAAGAAGGUUGGGAAGAUAUGGAUGAUAUUGGAGUUCCAAACUAUGAAAAGUUAAAGUCAUAUGUAGAUUCUGAUAAUGACGAACCAGAUGCAGAGGAUAAUAAUAGUGGAGAUUUGAAGGCUGCUCUUGUUUCAUUCUUCAAAGAAUGUACAUCCAAGAACUUGGGUGACUUCCAAAAGUAUUACAAUAGUUUAGAUGAAGAUGAAAAGAAAACCAUUACUGAAAAUAUAUUAUUUUAGAGUAUAUAGAAUCAUAAAUAGGCAUUAAAAUAUAUUUUCCAGACCGUAUACAUAAUUACUAAGGCCGCGCAUCUUUUGAUAUUUUGAUAUGACAAUUUUUUUUUUU